Dermacentor silvarum is the source of this 1305-nucleotide messenger RNA. RefSeq lists its product as uncharacterized. The record is from RefSeq and is a predicted model, not a curated record. Lineage: Eukaryota; Metazoa; Arthropoda; Arachnida; Ixodida; Ixodidae. The coding region runs from base 139 to 1305 and encodes 388 amino acids. The transcript is spliced from 5 exons. Gene Ontology annotation, molecular function: zinc ion binding.
CUAUUGGUGCUCCUCGGACGCUUCCGGUCGAGCAACUUCCGGAUGCUUGGCUCUCGUCUCAAAAGCCUCCCCUGCGAGCGCGCCGCAUGGCCGAUAUUUUCUUAAUCGCUUGCACCUCUCAGCAGUGCGGCUGACGACAUGUCGAGCGAAUAUUUUAGAGGACUGGACAACAGUGCACAGCAGCGCUACCAAGACAAGCUGUCCUUCGAAGGCCAGCAGCUGCCGGACCCGUUGGACGACGAUGUCGUGCAAUUUUCUUUUUCGGCAAGCCCGAGAAACUUUCCGCCUGUCACAGCAGCGGAUAUUUUCAUGUAUUUAGUGGAGGGCGUUUGCUUCUACACAAAAGAACAGUUUAAGAACCACAAACUGAGUGACGCUUACAAUGCAUUCCUGAGUGGGAAAGUUAAGCGUGUAAUGUCGUUCAAGGCAGGCAAGCGCGGAGUCGGCGUCGUCAUCUUAACAGCAUCUGUGGAGGCCAGCCAGCUGCUUUCGAAGACAUACCGACCGUGGUGCGUCGUCAAAGACGACGGCACUGUUGUAAGCGCUCACUGCACGUGCAUAGCAGGACUUGGAGAAUGCUGCACACACGUGGCUGCCCUAUUAUUCAACAUAGAAGCAGCCAUAAAAUAUGGGCUGAAUGACCCGUCUCCAACUGAGACAGCGUGCAGGUGGUCUGAGGUAUCCAGGAAAUCUAUGGUGGCACCAGUCAGCGAGAUAAAUUUUUUCAAGGCAAAGCCUGGACAACAAGUUCCUGAACCUGCCCCAAGGCAACAAGGGUCUAUUCCAACAUGGAGCUCUGAUAAAAUACACAGCUUCUUGCAGCACGUCAAGACAUUUGCCCCCAGCACACUUGUGUUGAGUUGCAUAACAGACAGUGAAAGUACGGAUUCUUCUCCUGAGACUGCUGCAGAAGAAAGGAAGACCAACCACCAGCACUACUCAUCGCGAUCAGCAAUAGAUGACAUUUACAGCAAUAUUGACUUGAAUACUGCAAAAAAUGUUCAGCUCAGUAACGAAUGCUGUGAAGAAAUUGAGCAGUCGACCCGUGGGCAAUCACGGACACUUAGAUGGACCCACGAACGCAAAGGUAGAAUAACGGCCUCAGUUUUACAUCGUGUGCUAGUUUGUCGAAGUGGGGUCAAUGGCAUUGUGGCUGAAAUCAUGGGCUAUGUAAAGGCACCCAGGGUCUCAAACAUCUGUUGGGCAUCUUUGAAUGCUUCAGGGCACCUAGAUUGCAGUGUUCUACGAGAUGGCCAAAUCAAGAGCUUCUUGAAGUUCUCAGCUAAGACAUCUAGCCAUGAAUGA